Molecule: messenger RNA, 435 nt
Organism: Desarmillaria tabescens
Lineage: Eukaryota; Fungi; Basidiomycota; Agaricomycetes; Agaricales; Physalacriaceae
Exons: 4
Coding region: 1-435 (144 amino acids)
Source: RefSeq, a predicted model, not a curated record
AUGUCUCCGUCUUCGAAGAAGAACCUCUAUACUUCAAUAAAUUGUGAUGACUUGGGGUCAGAGUCGGAGAGAGAAUUUGGUCUCUGCCGUUUGUUAGGUGGUUGCGAAGUGCCAGUCACCCUCACUAUCGUGUGGACCGGGGCCUCGCUGGCGCUCCUUAUCGUUGGGGGGAUUCUGGGUCGUAGAUUCACUGUCGGAUAUGCCAGCAAGGGCAACUGGCGGGAGUUUGGAGAGAUCUCUGGCUAUGGUUCUGAGAGAGUGGAGGUAGGAAGGAACGGGAACCCUUACAGGCGUCGGAGGCUAUGCUUUGAUGCAGUCAAGGGCCACAGCGCCUGGGACACCAGGACAAAAACGGAUUAUGGCAGGCCUUGGUGUUGUUUUCAUCAUUGCUGGAAUUACCAGAUGGUUCAAAAAUCCACUCGAGCCAUCGGUUAA